This is a messenger RNA of Xyrauchen texanus (razorback sucker), 6335 nucleotides long. It is a transcript of the gene fgf11a, whose product is annotated as fibroblast growth factor 11a. Gene Ontology annotation, cellular component: cytoplasm. Lineage: Eukaryota; Metazoa; Chordata; Actinopteri; Cypriniformes; Catostomidae. The record is from RefSeq and is a predicted model, not a curated record. The coding region runs from base 448 to 1188 and encodes 246 amino acids. Gene Ontology annotation, biological process: positive regulation of gene expression; positive regulation of protein phosphorylation; fibroblast growth factor receptor signaling pathway. Gene Ontology annotation, molecular function: fibroblast growth factor receptor binding; growth factor activity. The transcript has 5 exons.
ACUGCAGGGAUGAAACAGACAGAAAGUGAUUAUGAUAUUGCUGUGUCUGUUUCACUUAUCUUUAAAAAUAUCAGUAUGGCUCCAUGGAACAUCGACUCCUAUUUUCCCAGUCCUGCUGUGCAAUGAGACCUGAUAUACAACACUGACAUUGAACAAACAAUUUCAACAAUGACAGAUGGAAUUCAUCUAAAUCACAAUACCAGGAAUACUGCAUUCCAGGACUAGUUUAAUAGUCAAAUUAGAUAAUUUUGAGAUUCAAAAGUGCCCCCCCCUUACCCCUAAACCAAGCCCAUUUUGUUCCUUAUUAAGUUGUAACACAUUCCUCCCCUUGCUAUUGUGAGUGACCCUGCUUUACUCGAAACAUCUGCCCUCGUGCCUGCUCCUCUUCUUCGUGGCCCUGGGUGAUUGGACAGGUGGGUGGCCCUCGGGUGAGCGGGGCACAGUAAAAUGGCUGCCCUCGCCAGCUCGCUGAUCCGACAGCGCAGAGAAGUUAAGGACCCCCAGGCCAACCGACAGAUCUCCAACAAACGCAAGCCCUGCCCUAAAAGCAACAAGUCACUCUGCCAGAAACAGAUUCUUAUCCUUAUCUCCAAAGUCCGGCUUUGUGGCAGCCGAGGGAGAAAGUUGGAGAAAAGACCCGACCCUCAGCUGAAAGGUAUCGUCACACGCCUGUACUGUCGACAUGGCUUCUACCUGCAGAUGUUACCCGAUGGCACCCUGGAUGGCACAAAGGAUGAAAGCAGCUCCUUCUUGCUGUUCAACUUGAUUCCUGUGGGUCUGAGGAUAGUGGCCAUCCAAAGCACCAAGACGGGUCUCUACAUUGGUAUGAACAGUGAAGGCUACCUCUACACUUCGGAACAUUUCACGCCGGAGUGCAAGUUUAAGGAGUGUGUGUUUGAGAACUAUUAUGUGAUGUAUUCGUCAAUCUUGUAUCGUCAAACAACGUCGGGUCGUGCCUGGUACAUAGGUAUUAAUCGAGACGGACAAGUCAUGAAAGGGAACCGGGUCAAAAAGACAAAAGGUGCAGCCCACUUCCUGCCUAAACUCAUAGAAGUUGCCAUGUACAGGGAGCCAUCUCUACAUGAUGUUGGCGAACAAAGCCCACCUAGAAAAACGGCCAAAACUUCAGACUCACCUGUCCAUAAAAACUGCAAGAAAGACCUGCUAUCUGUACCUGCAGCAUCCUAGCAAACAAGAGAAGGAAAGCUUGGCUUGCACAGACAUGCAACAACAGAGGCACAGGGGGUUCAAUACAAUUAAUAUUUGUAAUCUUUCUGCUGAUCCUCAGAACUAAGGAUUUCCUACAAUGCAUCAAGGCUCUAAAGACCCUUGUUAACAAGUCUAAAGCCUAUCGCACUUCCCCUCGGUCUCUCCCACUUCCUUAAUCAAGGGAAUAAAACUGAGCAAUAAAAAGGUCAGAGUUUCCUCAAGCACUCUCACUGGCUAUGCCUGUUUCUUGACAACAGCUACACCUUAAAGAUCUUUGUCUUCCUCUAUUUAUUUAUUUUUUUAAAACAAAAGUCUUUCAUGUCACAAGAAACACUUCCUCCUUGUGAAGCAAUUUAUGCUUGAUAUUUAAACCAUUCCCUCCCUUUGUUCAGUCAUUCACAGGUCACCCAUAUUUGUUUUCUUUCAGAAGCCCCUGUUGGCUCUAAUCACCUUAGCACCUCUGAGAUCCCCUGCCAUCUCUAAGCCCUGUUUGUAAUCUUCUUGUCAUUCUCCACCUCCUUUGAACUUUGAUUAGCUUGAAACACAGAGGCCAUUUUCCACUUCACAACACAGAAAAAUCCCAGCACGCUCUCUCUGGGACCAUUAAGGAUGCUGCCACAUAUAUACUCGCAUAAACGAAAUCACAAAAUAAAUAAAACUUCCCCUUCCUCUAAGGAGGAAAACCUCUUUCAUAGGCAGUGAAAACCUCUUUCUCUGAUCAUCGGCUCCUAUACUGAUGAGUCUGUGGAGGGUGGAAAUUUGUGUGUGUGUGUGUGUGUGUGUGUGUGUGUGUGUGUGUGUGUGUGUGUGUGUGUGUGUGUGUGUGUGUGUGUGUGGAGAACAGCAAUACACUGUAAUUUGUAAGAUGACUCGUAAUAGAGGGAGUAAGGCUGCAUUAUUGCAUCUUUUGGUUGUGAAAAGUUGUUGUUUUCCUCAUUGUAAUAUGCCCAGAGAGCAAUAUUGGUAUAGUUGCACACUUUCUCCUCUCCUUGUGUGUGAGGUUUUAGAACAGUGUUUCAUAAGACUACUGAGGCUGCAAGAUGUCCAAAGUUCAUGUACCUACAUUCAGUUUCACUCUAUCACAUUUGGAUGAGAUCAAAGGCACUUCAUCCAGAUAAAUUAAACAAAACACAUGAUGAAAGGUCCAUUUCUUGUUAAUUUUCCACUGAUAAAUCUGGGGAAUAGGACCCAAAGGAGCACAUAGAGAAUAAUUUUGAGCUACCACUCUAUACAAUACAAGAUUUUGUUUUUAUACAUGUUUAUGACAUUUCAGUCCAAAUUUAUUACAGAAGGUGUUCUUAAUAUAACAGAUUGGAAAUGAAAAUGAGGUGCAUUCAAAGUGUUCUGAGGAGCAUUACCAAUUAAUUUCAUACAAACACGCCUUCACUUAUUCAUUUGUGUUUUUUCAAUGGCUGUCUUACAGUUUUCAUAUUUAUUUCGUUUCUAGCUAUAAGCGGUAUAAGCGGCCACUUAGGGCCCCUGAGCCACCAGGGGGCCCCGCAAAGCAAGGUUGUUGUUUUCUGUUUCAGGCAGAUGUUAUGGCUCAAUUAGACAGUUAUAGGGGCCCCCUUGUUGCCCGAGAGAGAAAUGAGAAUGUAACUGCAAUUCAUGGGUGGGCCUGGUUUCAGGAGGAGGGGGGUGGGGUGUGGGUUAGGAGUCUCCAAGUAGGAUUUCGCUUAGGGCUCCCAUAUGCUCAGAAACGGCUCUGGUUAUAUCAAGAGCACAUUGGUGGUUAUAAUCAGUAUCACAGCGAUACCAAGGACAGAGUUUAAAUACAUUUCAGGAAAUCAAACUUUUCUUCUGCUGAUCUGAAUAAUUUCUCAUAGCAUGCACCUGGUGUAGAGGAAAUUAUAUCUAAUUAUCCUUGCCUCUUGCAGCAUUGUAGAGAGAAACAAAGGUAUUAAGACCAAAGUGGAAACAACUAGAGAUAUAUUAGUAAUGGCAAAGGAAAUAAUACAUUUAGAUCAGGGUGUUAAUAUUUCUGAGAUUAGAGAAGAAGAAUAGUUUCCUUACUGCUGAUGGGCAUACAAAUCACAAUAUCCAUAGGUAAUUCACCAUCCCUCGCAAAAGUCGUAAAAGUUUUUGGUGUUAGCAUUUUUUAACAUCCCAGGCAGAUUGUUUUCAAAGUGGUUGAAUCAAAAAGCUCAGCAUCUCAUAGCUUCUGGGUACACAUCAUUAAGACUAACGGCAUCUUGAUUUUUCUUCAUAAAUGAUAAUGUGUUUUGUAAUUUUGCCAGCAACAAUUUCAAACCAGCUCAGACUCAGCUUUUCGUAAGUCUCAUAAAACAGUCUUUCAUUUGUUUGUCUUCAAUUUUGAAGUGCUGUAAUAUCUGAAGGGCUAUUUAAAUUAUCUUUUGCAGGUCCACUUGGUGCAGUAGACAUUUACAAGAAUAAGUAAACAAAGGCAACACAGUAAGAUAGUAAUGUUUAAAAAAAAAAAAAAAAAAAAAAAGUAGGCCAGGCUGCAAAGGUUUUAAAAACAUAUGAUAUAGACUGUUUUAUAAAGCAAUGACUUUAUGGGUUUGAUCCCAUAAUGUAAUCAUUCAGUUUAAUAACAUUGAUUACAGCAUAAAAGUGAUUGUUACUAUGAAAUGUGCCCCCUCUGUAAAUGUCAUGAUAGAGUCUGUGCUAAUUUCUGACCUGGUCAAAAAAUGUUUUUUGCAUUUUUGAAGGCUUGUAAAUCCAAUAUAUGAAGAUAAAAAGUGAUUAAAGGAGCGAUAACUUUCAGCUCCUUAGUUUAAGUCUGUUUCAGCUGACAGUGAUGUGCCUAUACAACGCAACAUUAAAGAAAAGAAAAGAAAAGAAAAGAAAAGAAAAGAAAAGAAAAGAAAAGAAAAGAAAAAUUAGUUCAAGUGAAAGUAAAUAUUUUUUUACCUGAAUUCACAGUGUUAUCUAUCUAAAUUCUUUUAUAUAUUUGGCAUGCUCACAAAGGCCAGAUAGGGUGGUUUAACAAUUAUAUUAAUGACACAGCUAGUCCUUCUCUCUCACUGUUACUUUACAGCCAUACAAAGAGAGGCCAGGAGAUAGCUAAGAGCUAAUGCUUUCACUACAGCCAAACAAUUAUAAGACGAAUGUGAUGUAUGUGUAUGAUUAUGCACAAGAUAGAGGGUGACCUUGUAAACUGCCAUAUUUCUGUUUUUGUUAAACUGAAAUUUUGGGGAAUCAUAUUUCUGGUAUUUGGGAAUUUCAUGUCACUAAUUGUGUGUGUGUGUGUGUGUGUGUGUGUGUGUGUGUGUGUGUGUGUGUGUGUGUGUGUGUGUGUGUGUGUGUGUGUGUAGGCGGCCAUUUUGGGGUUUAUGAGGAAAUGGUUUUAUGUUUCAAACUGGUAAUUACAUGUGUAUGAUGUUAGUAGUAUGCUUUACAGUUCAUAUCUUCCUAAGAUGAGUAUUUACUGCAACUACUAGAAAAUGUUCAAGUCUGCACCUGGUCUAAUAAGCAUUCAAUUUUGUUCAUAUAACAGAUAUUUAUCUUAAAGGGAAGUUCACCCAAAAAUUUAAAUUCUAUCAUUUACGCACCCUCAUGCCAUCCCAAAUGUGUAUGACUUUAUUUAUUCUGCUAAAUAGAAAUUAAGAUUUGAGAAGAAUAUUUCAACUCUGUAGGUCCAUACAAUGCAACUGAAUGGUGUCCAGAACUUUCAACCAACAAAAACCACAUAUAGGUGGCAUAAAAGUAACCCAUAUGACCAUAUGUAAAAUAAGUCUUCAGAAGUGAUAUGAUAGGUGUGGGUAAGAAACAGAUAAAUAUUUAAGUAUUUCUUUUUACUAUAAAUCUCAACUUUCACUUUCAUCUGCUUCUCACUCAAAGUGAUUGCAUCGCUUCAGAAGACAUAUAUUAAACCACUGGAGUCCUAUGGAUUACUUUUACUAUGACUGCCUGUGCUUUUUGGAGAUUUAAAGUGCUGAUCACCAUUCACUUGCAAUGUAAGGACCUACAGAACAGCAGUGAGAUAACCUUCUAAAAAUCUUUGUGUUCUGCAGAAAAAAAAGUCAUGCACAUCAGGGAUGUCAUGAAACUGAAUAGAUGAGAAAAUUAAAAUUCUUGUGUGAACUAUUCCUUGAAGUGUGUUUGCAAUGUUCUAUUACAUUUUUAAGCAACACUAAUUAAUUACACACAACAGCAAUUUACAGAUUUGUUUAAAUACUGUGUUGUGGUUCAGAGUGAUGUGGUUUGGAGUGAUCUAUGUUAUCAUGUUAUAUGUUGUAGUUUAUUUUAUUUUCUGCACUUCUAGAAGACAAUCAGACAUUAUUUUAAGAGCAUUAGCACCAGCAGCAUAUCUAAAAAAAAAAUGAAUUUAAGUCAUAAACACCAUUUCUCCACAUAGAACAAUUACAUAGCAUACAUAUUUGUGUUUUGUGUGUUUUCAUGCUUCAAUUAGGGUGAUUAACCAGGGUCAAUUCAUGUAAACUGAGGGCAAACAUAUUUUCAAAAUUACUGGGUGUAGAAAAUAAUUUUACGAUGAUUAAAAGAUAAAUCUUUGAGAUAAAUCUUUGUAUUUACUGAUAUUUGGUGUCUGUAAUUGUGUGUGCGUGUGCAUGUGUGUGUGCGCGCUUGUGUGUGCGCAUGCAUGCGUGUGUGUGUGUGUGUGUGUGUGUUCAUGUGUGUGACUUUGAGGUGUAGCCCCAACGCAGUAUCUGCAAUGCAGUAGAAAAGACAAAAACUCAACCCUCCUCCCAUGUUUUGACCAAAGUCUUAUCCCCCAGGAUACUCUAACUCUUAGCCCUCACAAAAGCACUGUGCAAAUGUGCUACACUUCCUCUCGGAUGAAUGUCAUUGCCUCUGGUUACUAACUGGUAAUUACAAGAGUAUUAUGCCGUAAAUGUGGUUUAUGAGGAAAUUUCAAGUGUCCCCAUAAUUCAAACUGCUUAAAAAAACAUACUUAAAACUGUUUUUUUGAAAAUGUAAAAAUGCAGAAAGUUUUUUGUGAGGGUUAGUUUUAGGUGUUGUGUUAGGUUUAGGGGAUAGAAUCUAUAGUUUGUAGAGUAUAAUAAACCAUUAUGUCUAUGGAGAGUUCUCAUAAGGAUAGCUGUGUGUGUGUGUGUGUGUGUGUGUGUGUGUGUGUGUGUGUGUGUGUGUGUGUGUGUGUGUGUGUGUGUGUGUGUGUGUGUGUGUGUGUGUGUGUGUGUGUG